Lottia gigantea (owl limpet) is the source of this 573-nucleotide messenger RNA. RefSeq lists its product as hypothetical. The transcript is spliced from 3 exons. NCBI's taxonomy places the organism in Eukaryota, Metazoa, Mollusca, Gastropoda, Lottiidae. The coding region runs from base 1 to 573 and encodes 190 amino acids. The record is from RefSeq and is a predicted model, not a curated record.
AUGAAAAAUCUAGUUUGGCUGCAAUGGGGAAAUUCAUCUAAUCUACCAAUGACUUUGAGAAAGAUCACUGAUAUCAAUACAAAAUACACCGAAGAUAAUUGGGAAUCUUUUAAACAUGAAUGGGAACCUUAUGCUAAAAGAGAUACGUUAUGUUGGAGCUUGUUUGAUAUAAAAAAAAAUGUUUUAACAUCGGUUGAUAAAGAAAUAGAUAACGCUGGUGGACGAAUUAUUAGAAUAUUAGAUGGUAUAGUAAAGAAAAUUUUAAAGCUCCAACAUAUAGAGAUUAUUUUUUUAAUUAAAUACAAACGGAGAAGCAAUUGGAAUAAAUCAAAUGAAGCUGGGUUGUUAUCUGAAAAUGAUUAUUGUAAGGGAAAGAAUGAUUACGGUGAUGGUGGAAUUAUAUAUGGUUUAUAUUUAGCACCAAAAGUUAAAUAUGAUAUAAUUUUAACUUCUGGCUUAAGAGAAAAGAAAACGUUUAAGGGUUACUCUAAUGAUAAGAUAGCUGUAGAAGAUUAUAAUCGAUUAGCUAGUGGACAUGAUGUGACGAAAGAAACCAUGGGAGAAAAGUUUUGA